GUUAGCCAAUUGUCGAAUUUGAUAAUGGCUAGCGCGGAACUAUAUACCCAGAUUGCUUGGUCACCGAAUUUGGAUCCCGUGAAGGAAGCAGCCGCCUUUCGCGAGCACAGCUCCCACUGAUGGCUGGCUAUACCAUGACCAUCCACAAAACCCAGGGUAUUUCACUUGAUCGCGUCAAGGUGAAUUUGGAAAGGGCCUUUGAAGAGGCAAUGGUAUAUCUGGCUCUCAGCCGAGCGAGGACGCUCGAACAUCUUGAAGUCGUCGCACUUCCUGAGAAGAGUUUGAACAAGCUGGAUGCACAGGUCAAGCAGUUUUACGAAAGGAUCACGAGCGCCUAGAUACUAGGAAUGUUGGUCCUGACAUCGACACCCGCAUGUAAUCGAUGGUUGUUGUUGGAUACCCUACUGUCUUCGGCGUUUGGGGGAUGGUAUCUUGGAGUUUGCUC
Messenger RNA from Alternaria rosae, 445 nucleotides. RefSeq lists its product as uncharacterized. NCBI's taxonomy places the organism in Eukaryota, Fungi, Ascomycota, Dothideomycetes, Pleosporales, Pleosporaceae. Gene Ontology annotation, molecular function: ATP binding; helicase activity. The coding region runs from base 120 to 338 and encodes 72 amino acids. The record is from RefSeq and is a predicted model, not a curated record. The transcript is spliced from 3 exons.